This is a messenger RNA of Alligator mississippiensis (American alligator), 5750 nucleotides long. It is a transcript of the gene RAX, whose product is annotated as retina and anterior neural fold homeobox. The transcript is spliced from 3 exons. Gene Ontology annotation, biological process: positive regulation of transcription by RNA polymerase II. Gene Ontology annotation, molecular function: DNA-binding transcription factor activity, RNA polymerase II-specific; RNA polymerase II cis-regulatory region sequence-specific DNA binding. Bases 1306 to 2262 code for a protein of 318 amino acids. NCBI's taxonomy places the organism in Eukaryota, Metazoa, Chordata, Crocodylia, Alligatoridae. The record is from RefSeq and is a predicted model, not a curated record.
GUUAAGACAUUUCUCAAACUGGGGUAGGAAAUGAACUUCUACAGACUAUGUGAGGAGAAGAAAUGGGAAAGGAGAAAAUGUAACUGUAGGAAAAGGAAGGAAAAAGUUAAAAAUGAACGACAGCUCUAAAACAGCCCCUGCCUUGUUGCAGCCCUUUCUGUGCAAGUGUAGGGACAAAGUGUUCCUUUUGCUUAUCCAUAAGGUAAAACGGCACAUAUCCGUAUAACAAACUUAAAGGUGUAUCUGACCCCAAACCUCUGCUUCAGGCACUAUCCUGCCUCUUCUCAGUAAAGGUCACACCUUGGCCACAUAGCUGACAUCCAUGACUGGUAACUGUUGUUUUCGCUUCAGUCCCAGGAAGCAAAGUCCUGCAAGUUGGUCACUUGGCCAGGUGUGGCCCUGACCUACGUGGGCUUCUUAGUUCACACCGAUCAUCUGCUAGGCAGGUAAAAUCUUUCCUCUGCUGGGAGUUGGGAUGCCUCUCAUUCCUACUUCUCUGCCUGGUGGGAGGCAGGUUCCAGCCAGGGCGUGCAGAGAGGGGCAGAUCCUGCCGAAGGUCCAGCAUCCCAGCUCUCCCCUGCUUCUUAAAAAAGCCAGUAAGGAUGAAAGCAACGGGACUGUCCUCUCUCAAGCUGUCUUCACAGGAAGUCUUUCGGCUGCUCUAGGGAAAGGUGAAAGGCUGCCGAAGAGGAACAGAGCAGUUACAUUCACCGUGGUGGCAAAUGAGGUGUCUUCAGAGGUGGCGUGGUGGCUCUCCCGAGUGCUUCCUCCUGGCUUGCGGCUGUCUCUUACAGGAGCGUGUAUCAUCUUCUGGCUUUGGGGCUAGCCCCAGGCCCGGCCUGGGAGGUCUGUCGGCACCUGCAGGUCCUUGAGCAACCCCUGCCUCUCCUGGGCCGGGCAAGGCGCAAGGUGCCGGGGCCGGCGGCUCCGCAGCUGGAGCGGGAGGCAGCGUCUCCCACUGGGGCUGCUCCCGGGGCAGACGAUCGCAGUCCCCCGGGCUCCCGCGCCGGUUCGUUGUGCUCCGAGGCCCGGCCCAAGUCCCGCAGGGCGCUGCUCCGAAUCGGCUCCGGAUUGACGCCGCUCCUGCCCCCUCCCACCCCGCGCUAAGAGGCUUGCGGGCCCGGGGGCGGGGCGGGGCGGGCGGGGCCGGGCUCCCAGGUGCAGGGGCGGCCCCGCCAGACCCCGCCGCCUGCCCGGGGCCGCGGGGCGCGCUUUAAAGCCGCCGGGCGGGCAGUGGGCGCCGAUCCGCGGCUGUCGGGGCGGGGAGGGGAUGGGGGCGGGCUGCCUCCCGCCCUGAGCGCGCCCAUGCACCUGCCCGCCUCCCCGCCCGGCAUGGCCGAGGGCGGCUUCUCCCUGGGCAGGAGCCCCGGCGGGGCCCCGUCGCGCCUGCACAGCAUCGAGGCCAUCCUGGGCUUCGCCAAGGACGACGCGCUGCUCGGCUCCUUCCCGCCCGACGGCAGCGCCCGCAGCCUCAAGGAGCCGGGCCGGCGGCCCUGCGCCCACGGCAUGCCCGCGCAGCCCCCGGCCCCGCCGGCCGCCGAGCAGGACGGCCGGGCUGAGGAGUACCGAGAGCCCUUCUGCCCCAAGCGCGCCGAGGAGUGCGCCAGCCCCGAGCUGCCCCCGUGCAGCGGCAGCGACUCCAAGCUGUCGGACGACGAGCAGCAGCCCAAGAAGAAGCACCGGCGCAACCGCACCACCUUCACCACCUACCAGCUGCACGAGCUGGAGCGCGCCUUCGAGAAGUCGCACUACCCCGACGUGUACAGCCGCGAGGAGCUGGCCAUGAAGGUCAACCUGCCCGAGGUGCGGGUGCAGGUCUGGUUCCAGAACCGCCGCGCCAAGUGGAGGCGGCAGGAGAAGCUGGAGGUGACGUCCAUGAAGCUGCAGGACUCGCCCAUCCUGUCCUUCAGCCGCUCCCCGCCCGCCGCCGCCGGCCUCGGCACCAACCUGCCCCUGGAGCCGUGGCUCAGCCCGCCCCUGCCCGCCGGCGCCCCGCUGCAGCCGCUGCCCGGCUUCGUGGCCUCGCCGCCCAGCCUGCCCGGCAGCUACACGCCGCCGCCCUUCCUCGGCUCGCCCGCCGCCGGCCACGGCCUGCAGCCGCUGGGCGCCCUGGGGCCGCCGCCGCCCUACCAGUGCGGGCCCGGCUUCGUGGACAAGUUCCCGCUGGACGAGCCCGACCCGCGCAACAGCAGCAUCGCGGCGCUGCGGCUCAAGGCCAAGGAGCACAUCCAGUCCAUCGGCAAACCCUGGCAGGCCCUCUGAGCCGGCGCUCCCCGCCCCGUCGGGUCGGGCCGGGCCGGCCCCGCGCGUGUGCAGGCGCAGCCCGGGCCGCGGCGUUGAAGGACGGAGAUGUGAAGGGCUCUGAUCGUGUCCCGGGGCCGGGCCGGGCCGGGAGCGGGGCUCUGCUCCGCCGCAUCGGGAAGGGCCGAGGACGCGGCUGCCCCGCGGGAGGGGCCGGGCUGAGCCGAGGGAGACUUCGCUUCCCGUGUAAACGGAGCCAGGCAGCGCUGCGGAGCCGAGCCGCUUCCCCGGCCCGGCCGGCCCAGGCUCCAAGGCUAGGGAGGUUUGCAGGAGCAGCAGCUGGGCAGAAGAGCCAGCCCUGCCUCAAGAGUGCGGUGUCCAGCAGAUGCCCCGGGAAGAUCAGCUUUAGCAGCAGCUCUGCCUUGAGCAAAGGACUCUACAGAGACCCCAGAGCAAGGAAGAUUUGCCCGCAGCCCAGGGUAACUCCUGCUGGCUCAGGGGGUGGGGGGCUUACAAAAGGUAGUUAAGAACUUGAAAAUGGACAGGAUCCUACUGACAUAAGGAGACCGAGCCCUGGACAGUCUCUGUCUGACACCUGAAUGGAGGCUGUCUGUUGGCUGACAGGAGCCUCACUUCAAGAACCCCCGUCCCUUUGCUAUCUUACACCCUUUGCUAUUUGCCUCUCCCCAGUGAGGUCUUCCAGGUUGUUUGCUACUGAAACAAAAUCCCUGGCCCUGGGAUUUCUCCAGUUUAGUUUGCAAGUGGGGGAAACAUGAUGCAAUUGUGUGAAAUCCAAAUAGCAUUGCCCUUUGCCGCUAUUUUCAGAAGCCUGCUAUGUUUUCUUUCUUCCACCUUCUGUUUCUCCCUUCAUAGAAUUGUUUCCUUGGGGCCUGACCUCAAAGCCCUUUGAGUCACUGGAAAGACUCAGGCUGACCUGAGCUGGGCUAGGCCUUCUCAGUGCAAUUUCCUCCUGUAACUCUUUCAAAGUGGUCCAACACCUAAUGUCACCACUGAUACCUUGUCUGUAAGAGGGGAGCCUUCCUGCUUGGGUCUCCCUGGAAUGUAGCAAGCAGUCUUGUAGGCAGUGCAUGGGAAAGGAAACCAGGCAACUAACCUAGAUGCUAUUGCUGGUUCUCUCAAACUCCUUUUGUGACCUGACAGAUUAAUUCCUCAGAGACUGCAUUUCACUGUAGUAAAAUGGGGAUAAUCCUUGCUCCCCUACCUCUCAGAGGUGUACUGAGGAUUAAGCAGUUGAUAACACACUUUGAAGAUGUAAAAUGCAGUAAGUAUUGCUAAUAUGUAGUUAUCUCAUUGAGUGAAUGCCUAAUGUUAGCUUCUCCUGCAGCACCUGGUUCAGGUUUUAGCCUCAACAAAUACCUUUGCACGCACGCACGCACGCACGCAAUCACAUGGUGAUUUUCUGUGGGCACCAGUCUGCUGCUAACAGAUUCUUGAGGAUCCUUGGUUGGGAGUUAUGGUUUACCUUGAUCUACCUAGGAGCUAGAGCUGAAAUGAGAGGAGAUUUGGGAGGGCAGGCUGAGGUUGCAGGCUUUACUAUCAAGGAAAACACAGAGCAUUGCUGGAACUACUUGUUACUGAAGUAGAUUAAAAAAGGCUGUGACCCUAACAGCUCAGUGACUGUUUUAAACCAGUUUUCCAAGUGCUCCCUUCUUUUGGGUAAAAACCCCACCUUUGAUAGAGAUCAGUGCCUUGCCCUCGGUUUACUAGCCUGAAGUUUCUGCAGUGAAGUAAAAGGAGAUAACUAAUCUCCAACCUAUUUCUUUUUUUCAAUAUCAGCAGACAGCAAUCUGUAGAUCCUUUUAUCUCCUCUGGGAACAAGGGAGUAAUCAUUAUUUCCCUCUGCAGGCACAUGGCAGGAAAGUGUUAACUAGAUGUCAAACUAUACACUCUGGGAUGAAAUCAAUCUACCCAUGUGCCAGGGAAAAAAGCAAGUGCAUCAGAAAUCCAAGUUAAAAUGAAAUGCUAAUGUAACGAACAGGACCAGCACCCUUUCUGCCUCACUGGGAACAAAUACCUAAUGUUUAACGUUAAGAUGCUGUUUCAUUUGGUUUCAUGAAUCAAAAACCAAGUCUAACAUCUCUUUCUCCCCCACACAAUUUUCCUGAGCUUUCUCCACUCACAGGCAGUCUUGGGAGUGCUGACAUUUUUCAGGGAGCAGCAUGACGGCAUUGGGAGCUCCAGGCUGCUGGCUGGGUAGAACUGGAGGUUUCGGGCGAAGGAAUUGGCUGCAAUUAAAAUUAUACAUCUGCACUGAGCCCCCUGCCAUUGUCUGAACUGCAGAAAUUAAAAACACAGCGUUUUUAUUUUCCAUUAUCUCUGUUACCACGUUUAAUGGGGCUGAGAACCUUUUAAAUAAAACACCCCUUCUUUUUUCUGGGCACAGGGUGCUUUACACACUCUGGAAAUUGUGGCAAUUAACGUUUCUCAUUAGGGGAAGGAGAAGGCCUCACAAGCUCCCUCAUUGUGUCCUGGGGACAGUUCUAUAAAGACUGGGAGACCUCUUCUUUCAACAUUUCCCACUCAUUGUGGCCAGACAAAGACUGGCUUCUAAUUAUAUUUUCACAAUCUGUGCCUAUCUUUAAGGGUCCUGUCAGAAACAAGCAUGUCAGCUUUGUUCAGCUUCACUUCAGGGAGCUUUUUAACCUUAGACAGCAGUUUCUAAACAUCCCCAACCAACAGGCCUUCUCAACAACGUUUCCCAUUUGCAGACUCAAGAGCUCCUUUUGCAGUUAAUAAUGGGAAUCACUGUAUUUUGAAAACAGCCCCCUCUCCUUUCUUUCCUCCCACUGGCCUCCUCCUUGUCCUUGUGACCAAACCUGGGAUACAUCCUGCUUUGGGGGCAUGGAAACAGGCUGAAGGGGUAGCAUUUAAAAAGGGUUUGCUUCUCCAGAUAGGCUCUGAUCACUCUGGUGACUACGGGUUUGCAAUGGAUCGUGCAUCUGUCUCCUGAUUUCAACAUGUAGUUACUGCAGAGUCUAAACUUUUCUCUGACUUUAAAGGACUUUGGAUCAGACCCCCACAUGUUCCAGUCCUGGGAGAUCAAUUGUGCUUGCAGUUAUGCUUGUGUAAAACUAGAGCAACUCCACAGCAGUGUAACUGUGGGCAGAAUACACCCCCUUGUACUUCAGUAAUAAUAGAGCUGUGCUGGCUUUCGUAAGCAAACUAUUUUGUCCAUUCCUAAUAAACCCCACAGAAUAGAAGGAUGCUGGGGAAAGGGACUCAUACACUUUUUUGCAGUUGUACAUUUUACAGUUGUACAUUUUAAGAACCUGAUUCUACAAGCUCUAAUUAUUUUGACAUGAGCAGAUUUUACUUGCAGCACUAAGGGAACAUACAUGGAUGACAAAUGCAUGGAUUGCAGUAGUGUAUAUGGUAUCCUGUCCAUUAGGGGAAAAGAAACCUUGUCUUGUUUGUAAAGCUGAGCUGUCAUCUAGCAUAUGUUAAAUUCUAACAAUAAAGGACAAAACAUGACAAAAGUUUUAAUAAAA